Micromonas pusilla CCMP1545 is the source of this 1092-nucleotide messenger RNA. RefSeq lists its product as uncharacterized. The transcript is spliced from 2 exons. NCBI's taxonomy places the organism in Eukaryota, Viridiplantae, Chlorophyta, Mamiellophyceae, Mamiellales, Mamiellaceae. The record is from RefSeq and is a predicted model, not a curated record. The coding region runs from base 60 to 1073 and encodes 337 amino acids.
GCGGCCGCGCGUCCAUCGACGACGUCGAGCGCGCGUCGCGAGGCGACAAGACCAAGUCCAUGGGCGUCGUCGAGCGCGAGGCGCCGUAUCGCCUGACGAGGGACGAGCGCGAGGCGUGGGAGCGAGCGAAGAGACGAGGGCCGGGCGUCGGCGGGUUCGCGAAGGGCGUCGGCGGCGGCGGGUUCGUCGAGUUGGCGACGAAGCAACGCGACGACCUCGCGCCGCGGCGGCACGCGCUCGUGAACACGCACCGGCUGUACUGCGACGCGAUCAACUCCGUCUUCGUGUGCGUGGAGCAGGAGCCUACGAAGGGCGAGGACGAGAUCGUGAUCGACGUGUCGACGCUGAGGGUGGAGCGAGACGGCGCGAUUCGCGCGCGGAUCGAAUCGGUCGCCAGAGCCGCCGCCGCCUCGGAGACGACGACGAGCGGCGAUGGACGCGGCGACGGGAUCGUCUCCGUGAUCGACGAGUGCGGCGACGAGGAGCCGCUGGACGCGAUGAUGCGCGCGGUCGAGGCGUCGAGGGUGACCGAGCUCGUUGUGGGGCCGCCGGAAAUGUCGGAAAUGUCGGACGCUGACGUGGAAUUGUCGGACGGGUUGUCGGAGAAGAAAAAGAAGAGCGCCGCGCCGCCGACGGCGGCGGACGUCGCGGCGGCGGAGGCCGCCGCCGCCGCCGCCGCCGACGCCGUCCGCGAGCUCAAGUCCCUCCCGGGGAAGACCAACGCGGACGCGGACGUCGCGGAGCUCGUGCGCGAGCUGCUCGCGAAGCGCGCGACCGCGGAGGCGACGCGAGCGGCGAUGGAAGCGAACGCCCCGGAGGCGAUCGCGACGGCGAGGGAGGCCAAGGCGCGCGAGACGCGCGCGAUCGAGGAGGAGGCGAGGCGGAUGCUCGGCGAGCUUCCCGUGCACGGGCUCCCGGAGCGGCGCGUGCGCGUGACGUGCGCCGACCGCCCGACGGCGAAGCGCGUGAGCAAGGCGCUCGCCGGCGCGAACGUGCUGGAGGCUUUGGCGGAUGCGGCGGCGGCGGAGGAGGAGGAGGAGGUGGUGAGCAGCGAAGAGGUCGCGACGGCGUGAGGACGACGACGACGACGAG